Thermothelomyces thermophilus ATCC 42464 is the source of this 2819-nucleotide messenger RNA. RefSeq lists its product as uncharacterized. Gene Ontology annotation, biological process: DNA-templated transcription; positive regulation of transcription from RNA polymerase II promoter by galactose. Gene Ontology annotation, cellular component: nucleus. The transcript has 4 exons. The coding region runs from base 227 to 2317 and encodes 696 amino acids. NCBI's taxonomy places the organism in Eukaryota, Fungi, Ascomycota, Sordariomycetes, Sordariales, Chaetomiaceae. Gene Ontology annotation, molecular function: zinc ion binding; DNA-binding transcription factor activity, RNA polymerase II-specific; RNA polymerase II cis-regulatory region sequence-specific DNA binding. The record is from RefSeq and is a predicted model, not a curated record.
GCUCUUCGCUUCUGAAACGGAGUUGGCUCCGCGUCUUGGCUUGUUGCUCCUCGACUGACCAACCAUUCCUACGUAGUACAUCUCAAUUGCAUGCAAUGAGUGCAAACGGCGCAAGAUCAAGUGCAACGGCCAGACGCCCUGCCAGCGGUGCGGUCACCUGAACCUGCAAUGUCUCUACGCUCCCAACUGCUGCUCCAACUUCAAGGACUCGGACGAGUUCCGGCAGAUGGCCGAUCAGGUCAGGCAGCUGCAGCAGCAGGUUGACACCCUCUUCACUUCCCUCGAAUCGCUGAGACAGGAAACCGCCCGUCUCGCCCCGCUGCAGGACCGCGUCCUCCCUCUCCCUUCGGCCGCCGCGCCCGCCGCUUCACCCUUGACCUCGUCGAGCACCCAGUCCCGGCCGGCCCUCGCCUUCCGGGUCCCCUCGUUCUUCAACGGGCCAACCAGUAGCGCCUUCUCCGUCGGCGUUGCCAAGAACACCCUCAAAACGAUGGGAUAUUCAGGAGCCGGAGACGCCAGCGAGGACAGCGGCACGCUCCCGGACGCGACACCACAGACCUCCCCCAUGCUGGCGCCCGUAUCCUCCGGGGCCCCACUCCCACAGGGCCAGGCGCCCGCCGAUCCGAUCUGGGAGCUCGACGAGCCCGAGAUGAUGCGCCUCUUGCAGGUCUACCGCGAGGAAGUCGACGCCAUGUAUCCCGUAACCUCGGUUCAUUCCGUCGAGGAGCACAUCAAGUACAUCGCCGCCUGGAUGGACACGGCUAGGCGAACCGGCACCAUGCAGUCCCCGGGGUCCGCCGAGGUCAUCCAGGACACCAAGACCCUGCUGCUCAAGAUCGUAUUGUGCUGCGCUCUCAUGGUUGACGAGCACGGCAAUAGUGAUAGGGCCGCUCGCCUCUACGAAAGCAUCCAGCCGACCGUCGACAAGAUGCUCAUGACCCAGCCUGCCGACGUGACCAAGCUACCCUUCCUCGCCCUGUGCGCCGGCUAUCGCUACCUCUCCAACGACGAGGUGCUCGCCUGGCGGAUGAUGGGGCACGUCGCCCGCCUCUGUUUCGAGCUCGGCCUGCACCGGCGCGAAGGCCUGCAGAACAUCACCGACCCGGCUCUCCGCAGGGACGCCCUGCAUACCUUCUGGGCUGCAUAUAUCCUGGACCGCCGCUGGAGCUUUAGCACCGGCCUGCCGUUUGUGUGCCACGACGACAAGAUCGAUCCCAGGCUGCCAUACCCUGAGGGAUAUCCUUUCCUAGUAGCCAUGAUAGGACAUGCGAGGCUCGGUGCCAAGAUAUGGAGGCUUGUCGACUAUUUUGAACCUGCCAUCGUCCGGGAACUAAAGCCCCGCGACUUUGAGGAGCUGGAUCGUGAGAUUAUGGACUGGUACGAGAGCGUUCCGGAGGAGGUCAAGACCGGCCCGCUGGACGUGGACAAGAUGUCAGUCCCUUCAGGCCCGUAUGACAUCCAACGGUUGCGGAUAUGGACCCGCCUUCGGUUGAACCAGGUACGAAUUUGGCUGUACACGCCGGUUUUGCACAGCGCCAUCAGUAUCUUGAACAACGCGCCGCUCGCCCAAAGAGUGGUCGACUUAGCCAAGGAGACCAUCCGCCUCCUCGCACGCCUCAACAACGAAACCGACUUCUACCGUCGCAUCCAAGUUUUUUACCAUCAGUUUCUCACCUCUUCCAUAGCGGUGCUGUUCCUGGCUUCCACCCACGCCCCGCUGCAGUUCAGCGCAAACUGUCGAGAGGAGUUCUACAUGGCACUCGACCUCGUCAAGGAGCUGUCGGCCAAAUCCUGGGUGUCGCAGCGCCUAUGGCGCACAAUCCGCUCGCUGCGCGCGUACGCGCCUCGACUCGGACUCGAGGACAACCCGGGGCGCACGGCAGCCAGCGGGACGUCGCCCUAUGCGCACGCAGGUAGCGGGAGCACCGGCCACAGCCCCGGCUUGUCGGCAUCCUUCAACGGCGGUGGUAGUGCCGUGAGCCCUUCGCCCGCCAAGGGCCCCGCGGCCACGGCCCCCACCAACGCCAGCGCGGUGCCCACGCCGGGGUCGACGCGGCCGAUGCAGCUUGACGAUUCCCUCAGUAACGGUCUGCGGCUGCAGAGUGAAAUGUCGCGGAUCUAUGAAGGUUACACCUGCGUGACGAGUGCGGUCGGGGCCGAAAGUACCACCGGCAGCAACAGCAUACCCGGGCCUGCGGCGGCGGCACAAUUGGAUUAUGACGAACUCGAACUGAGCAUUGGUGGGUGUGGGGGCGGGCAUGGAUUCUCACGCCAGGGAGACGGGAGCGUCUAUGAGCACAUGAAGGGCAUGUUCUAAAAGGACCCGAUCGGAUUUUUUUUCCCCGCCGUGCCGCUCGCUGCAGCCCGCCUCGCCUUCUCUACUCCUUGACGUGGGAGCGACGCCGUACAAGGGCAGCUGGGGUUAGUUCUUAACCGACGUGUCCACGCCGCGUUAGUUGUGUAAGGCUUGACUGGAGGCAGCCUGCAGACUCUUCCAUCCAACUUGAUCGGGGUGACAUCAAGUGGAAAGUUGACCUUGUUACUCUUUCACGGCGAUCCCGUAUCACUGGAUGGCCCCUUGUGCUCUCGAGACUGCCGUUUUGCUCCCAAACUCUUUUUGACGUGUCCGGGUCCCAUUGCCAUCAAGAACCGCUCAACUCACACUGCCGACAGGAGGAGGCAGGUCUGAGAGGAUCGAAGGGGCGGGAGAAAAGGGGGGCGGCUGGCAAGCGAAUGACAAUGCCGUUGUCCUCUCGCAGACUGUCUUCCUGGCCCAAUCUGAGUUUGUUCAUGCAAGGGAAGACCCAAGGUUUCCUUAU